AUGAAUGGUCAGUCAGGGACCAUGUCGCCCGUCUCCGUAGACGGAAGUGACUGGUCGGGAUUAAAUCAAUACCAAAAGUCGGAUGCAGCCUUCUCCCCUACUUUCUCGAACCGCGGCAAUCUGGCGACUCCUCCGACUUCAGGCGUGCCUGGCGGCACCCCCAGCAGUGCUGGGUUACCGAACAAUGGCUCUUCGUCGCAGUUGAGCGAUUCUGGGAAUCCGUCUCCGCCCAAUUCCAUAACCGCGCGAUCGAGUGACGGGACAUUGGGGGAUCAGCGCAGCAGGCGGAAACGACAGGUGGAGGAAAUUCUCGCUCAGCAUUAUUCUGCUCUAAGAAGGUUCUUGUUCUCGAGUUAUCGGGACGAGCGGGCGAGUAGAAAGUCGAGCAAGGCGCAGGACAAACUCCUACGGCUGUCGGCAACACAGUUUCACGAACUCAGUACCGAUGUCUAUGACGAACUGCUCCGGCGACAGCAGGCUAUGCCGUCUCCUAACCGACCGCCGCGCCCUGAUGUACCCCCGUUUCUUCCUCCGCGAAAUGAUUUUCACGAAAAGCGCAACCAGGCGCGUCAAAAACUGGCCUCGCUUCAGCAUCAGCGCUUUAGAGAUUUGGCUGGGGAUGUCUUUAGUGAACUAGAACGGCGGUUCCCCCAAUUUCCAGAAAAGGAGUCUCGUCGCGCUAGCCCUGCGCCUAGUCUCCGUGGCCGUCCUCCGCCCAAUGCAUACGGGCCUCAGGGAUACCCGCCUCCUCCGGGGAGUCGGCGUUCCCAAUCGCGUGGUCCGCCCCGCCCAGGAAGAGGUUACCCGUCAGGCGGCCCUCCUGGAAGUCCAAUGGGUCCGUAUCCGCCUCGGAAGAUGUCUCUAAGCGGCUCGGUUAUAAACGGAGAUGGUCCGACUGCCAAAUCCUUCCAAAGCAACACGAUUGUCCCGAACAAGAGCACCAUGGUGGAAGACGACGAUGACGCAGUUGGUACCGAGGACGAUUAUGACGCCCGGAGCGAUGCAUUUGCCCUAGACUCAUUCCUACGAAGCAGGCGCGGAACUGCAACGACAAUUGGCGACGGGGAAAGAAAACUGCUGGCAGAGACUCAGUCACAGGUCUCAACCCUGCAGGACAAGGUCAACAAACUAGAAGAACUACUGAAAUCCAAAGACGACGAAAAGCAACAGGAAGUGCAAAAGUUGGAAGAUUUGCUGAAGGCAAAGGAUGAGGAAAUAUCCAAAUACCAACAGGAGCAGGACAAGUCACAGAUAAGCAACGCGGAACGGGAAGAAUGGGACGAUAUCAAAUUCGAACUGGAGAACAAGAUCUCCAAGGCAGAAGAUCUAAACAACUCCUUGCAGUCCGAACUCGAGAAAGUCAGAGCGGAACACGAAGCUGCGCAACGCGAUAUUCAGGGCUCUAGAAAAGGGAGCGAUGAUUCUGAACUGCAGGCUCAGUUCGCUAGUCUCGAAUUCAGGCACAAGCAGUUGCAGGAUGAACUGCGCCAGCAACAGCAAGUGACGGAGGAAGUUCGGCGGGAGGCAGCAGGAUUCUUGACGGAAAUGAGGGAGCUCUCAGAGCAGAGCCACUCCAGGUUAGAGCAUGAGGAACGACUAUCGGAGGAAGUUCACAGGCUGGAGGAGGAGCUCAAGAGUUGGAAGAGUCGGUAUGCGAAAGCAAAGACGCAGCUACGGCACAUGCGGGCUUCCUCUGCUGGUAUUUCAGAGCUCCGUACCGAUGUCAGCACCGUCGCCAAGGAUAACGAGUUCCUGCAAGAUGACGGCUUUAUCAAAGAUGUGCAUGUGACAAAGUUCCAAAUCUCCAUCGACGAGCUUCUUCGCGUUGCACGAUCGGACGAUCACCAGCUUGUGAUGCAGCACGUUAACCCCGUUGUGAUUGCUGUACGCCACAUCUUGCAGGAUGCCCAACCCGCUCAGCGUCUGGAAUCGCCCGACUUUACGAAGGCUACGCGAAAAGUGUCUGCAACGGCAAACAAUUUAAUCACGGCAGCCAAGAACUUUGCUCGCUCAAGCGGUCUGUCUCCUGUAUCUCUGCUGGAUGCCGCUGCUUCACAUCUCUCGACUGGCGUCAUCGAGCUCAUCCGCAUAGUCAAAAUCAGGCCUACACCAGCUGAUGAAUUGAAUGACGAGGAGGAGGAGGAGGAGGAGGAGGACUACUCUGCGCAGAUGAAAUCUCCUGACUACUUCAGCGUGGCGCCCAGCCAGAGCAGACUUAGCCGCAACGGAUCUGUUUACAGCGCCAUGGGGCCACCGUCUGAGUCGGAACAUAUCCCUAAUGGUCUGGGAAUGAACCACACUUAUCCUAUGGAGCAAGAGAACCAUGAGCUUCAAGAGUUAAAGUUCUACGUGGAGGACCAAGCAGAUGGCCUUGUUCAGUCGAUUCAGUACCUCGUCGCCAGUAUUCGUGGAGAAGAACCAAUUACGACCAUCCGCACCCACGUAUCCGCAAUCGCAUCAAUAGUCACAAACGUCUCACAAUCGACUGAACAUUAUAUUCACAAGCCGGACACGAACCCCGCUCUUCGGCAACGUGUCGGAACUAGCAUUGAGACCCUCGAACAUCAACGAAGCCGUCUAGUAGGCGCGGCCGCUGAAGGCGAGGGAGCCUCGGAUCCUACCGAGUCCCGGACCUUUAUCACACAACUGCCGCCCAUUGCCUUUGAACUUGCCCGAAAGACCAGAGAGCUCGUUCAGCAACUGGACAGUAUGGUCGAUGAAGACACCGAAGUCGACGACUUUCGAUAA
Molecule: messenger RNA, 2748 nt
Organism: Aspergillus calidoustus
Lineage: Eukaryota; Fungi; Ascomycota; Eurotiomycetes; Eurotiales; Aspergillaceae
Source: the annotation of a GenBank genome assembly